Plutella xylostella (diamondback moth) is the source of this 2059-nucleotide messenger RNA. Its product is annotated as juvenile hormone epoxide hydrolase. The record is from RefSeq and is a predicted model, not a curated record. Gene Ontology annotation, biological process: epoxide metabolic process. Lineage: Eukaryota; Metazoa; Arthropoda; Insecta; Lepidoptera; Plutellidae. Gene Ontology annotation, molecular function: epoxide hydrolase activity.
CGUAAAACGCAGUGUUCUCAAGACAAGGCAGUCGAUACAAGGAUGUCAGAAAAAAUAAUAUAUUUUUUAGUAUUUUUGUUUGCUACUGGUUAUGUUGAGUGUCAAUCGUUAUCUGGUGUCAGUAGUGAGCUGGAAAAUAUUGAUCCCGUGGCCCUUUUAAAACCGCUAGCGAGUUUGUUGCCGAAAUUCUUAAACAUAGCUGUAGAUAUCCUGGACAGCUUGCUCCCAGCGCCCGCGCCGCCGCCCGCCCUGCCUCAAGACCGGCUGUGGGGGGACGGGAAUGUCUCCGAUCACAGCGUCAGACCUUUUAGAGUCUCUUUUAGUGAUAAGAUGAUAACCGACUUACAAGCGCGCCUGGCCAGCCGUCGCUCCCUAGUACCAGCCCUGAACAAUUCAGGAAACACUUACGGCACCCACUCACAGCUACUAGACAAAGUCCUGGAUUACUGGCUCUAUGACUAUGACUUCAAAACUCGAGAAGCAUACCUGAACAGGCACCCUCAGUUUGUAACGAACAUUCAGGGUUUGGAUGUGAAGUUCAUCCAUAUUCGGCCAUCCGGUUCGAAGCGAGUUGUGCCAAUUCUUUUACUUCAUGGUUUCCCGGUGACUGCUUUCGAGUAUAGUAGAGUGAUCGAUUAUUUGUGUGCCAACGAUGAAUAUCGGGAUUUAGACUUUGAAAUUGUUGCUCCUGAUUUGCCCGGGUAUGGGUAUUCACAGCACACCAACGAAAAAGGCCUCAACCCAUACCAAAUAGGCAUAAUGAUGAACAACUUGAUGAAACGUCUGGGACACGACAAAUACUUCAUACACGGCGGAGACGUGGGGUCUCUAGUGGCUUCACCCAUGGCAAUAAUGUACCCUGACAAGGUUCUAGGAUACCACUGCAGUCUACCGUUCAGCCAGCUGCCGAAGACCUUAGUGAAGUAUGUUUUUGGACAACUGAUGCCGGUGGCCGUAGCCAAGCCGGAGUAUGUUGACAGAUUGUACCCGAUUUCGUAUUAUGCAAGAAGUUUUUUCGAUAAUUUUGGGUACUUGAUGAUACAGUCGACGAAGCCGGACCAACUGGGACAUGGUUUGGACGCGUCACCAGUCGCGCUAGCUGAUUGGCUGACGCAAUUCUUCGUGACAGGAGGCGAGGGGAAAGUCAGAAACCAACUAUUCAUAGACGGGAAUAUCUACAAAAACUACGACAUCGAUGAUUUAAUCGAUGACUACACGAUAUACUGGAGCCAGAAGUGCAUGAUGACUGCUGGGAGGUUUUACAAAGAGUUGUUGGACUUUUCUGAUGGAGUCAAUGUUGAUAUUAAUUUCUUGACAAAAGUGUUCGUACCGUUCGCAGCCCUAAACUUCAAGGACGAGAUCAUCUACCAGCCAGACGGCUUCAUCAGGGACAAGUACCCAUACCUGGUGCAGAGCAUAACCUUGGACUACGGGGGUCACUUCGCAGGGUUCAUGAACCCCAAGACUUUAGCCAGGAGCAUCCGGUCAGCCGUACCGAAGAUGGAAGAGUUCAAUGAGCAAAGAUUUGCUAGUGCUGUCCAGUUUGUUUGAUAGGAAUAUGGAUUUGACAUUGUUUUGAACUUUUAGGCCUAGUUUCACCAUACUCUGUUACAUUACGAGUAUAACAAGGGAUUAGUUGUUGACUUUUGACACAUCCGUAAAAAUGACACUUAACAAUUUAACAGGGUGUUAAUGAUCUAACAAACUAUGGUGAAACUAGGAAUAACCUAUUCAGUUAAGGGCAUAAACGCAAAGUUUUUUUAUUAUUAGAAAAUAUAAGUACAACAUUAUUAUACAUUACAGUUUGAGUGAAUGGACUUCGUUUAUUUUUUUAUCAUAAUCACUAUCAAUGUUUCAGUCGUAAAAUGUGAUAUGAAUUUAUCUUUUGUUAUUUUACAAUGUGGAAUUUUAACCACAACAGAUUACUGAAUAGUUUUAACAGUGAACUUCUAGAAGGUCAAGGUACUGAACCUGUUUCAGGCUUUCACAUAAGUACCUACUUGAGAAAAAAAUGUUUUUGCAUGGGCCAGUCCAGAGAGAGAGAGAGAGAGAGAGAGAA